AAUGACCCUGUUUUAUAUUGUACGUAAGUUUACAAGACAACUAGUAGCAGAGUAGUUGUCUUGGGACCACGAUGGCGCGACUCCUUGUGAUUGGUUUUCUCAUAUGCCUGAGUGCUGGGGUAUGGAGCAAGCGAAAGGUCCGCAGUUUCCCCGAGGGGUUUCAGUUUGGAGCCUCCACUGCUGCUUACCAGAUUGAGGGAGGAUGGUACGAAGAUGGGAAAGGACUCUCAAUAUGGGACAUCGCAACGCACACCGUUCCGUCCCCAAUAAAAGACCAAUCCACCGGCGACGUCGCUGCCGACUCCUACCAUCUCUAUCAACGCGACGUGGAGAUGAUGAACGAAAUCGGUCUGGACUUCUAUCGGUUCUCCAUCUCCUGGCCUAGAGUCCUACCCAACGGCUUCUCCGACCGGGUCAACCAGGCUGGAGUCGACUAUUACAACAAUCUCAUCAACGAACUGCUCAAGAACAACAUCACCCCAUUUGUGACGAUGUACCAUUGGGAUCUUCCCCAAAAUCUGCAAAGAUUGGGCGGCUGGACCAAUCCUCUAGUAGUCGACUGGUUUGUGGACUACGCUAGGGUUUUAUUCGACAAGUUCGGAGACAGAGUCCGCAGCUGGAUCACUAUAAACGAGCCGAAACAAAUCUGCUUCGAAGGAUAUGGGAGUGAUUCCAAAGCACCUUUUUUGAAUAUGACAGGGAUAGCAGAGUACUUGUGUGCCAAGAACGUUUUGCUUGCCCACGCCAAGGUGUACAGGCUCUAUGAUGAAGAGUACAGGAAGCUUCAGAAUGGAACUAUUGGUAUUUCGAUCAGCUGUACCUGGUACGAGCCAGCUUCGGAUACGUUGGAUGAUCAUCAGGCGGCGCUGGAUGCUAGGCAGUUUGAUUGGGGCCAGUACGCUCACCCGAUAUUCUCCAGAGCUGGUGACUUCCCGACCGAAGUGAAGAAGAAUGUAGCGCUUAAAAGCGCUGAGCAGGGCUACCGCAAGUCUCGUUUGCCUGAACUGAGUGCCGCUGAGGUCGCACUCAUUCGAGGAACCUCAGACUUCUUCGGCCUGAAUACCUAUACAUCCAAACUAACGUAUCGCGAUGCGUCGCUAGAGGGAAUGUAUGCAGUACCAUCGUACAAUGAUGAUAUGGGUGCCGUGAUGAUCAAGGAUCCAUCGUGGCCGCAAGCGCAAUCGUCGUGGUUGCAAGAAGUGCCUUGGGGCUUCUUCAAGCUGCUCGUAGAGAUCAAGAACCUCUACGACAAUCCGCCAGUGCUGGUCACCGAAAACGGAUGGUCCACAGCUGGAGGACUCCUCGAUGAUGACAGGAUCGGCUACUAUAGAAACUAUUUGAACGCUCUACUGGAUGCUGUAGAUGAAGGUUGUGAUGUGAAGGCUUACACUGCUUGGUCGCUGAUGGACAACUUUGAGUGGAAGAAUGGAUACACAGAAAAGUUCGGCCUCUACGAAGUGGACUUCAACAGCCCAGAUCACACCAGAACUCCGCGCAAGUCCGCCUACAUCUACCGGGAGGUCAUCAGAUCCAGGCAGCUGGACAUCAAUUACGAACCCGAGGACUUCACUGCAGAGUCCGCCAACAGCAGCGGAGAAACUGAGAAGAAUAGUUCUAGCAAUUAUUAUUAUAAAUAAUUUGUUAAAGAAAUAAAUUAAUAAAUUAUAAUAAGUA
This is a messenger RNA of Ostrinia nubilalis (European corn borer), 1674 nucleotides long. Its product is annotated as myrosinase 1-like. The coding region runs from base 72 to 1637 and encodes 521 amino acids. Gene Ontology annotation, molecular function: beta-glucosidase activity. The transcript has 6 exons. The record is from RefSeq and is a predicted model, not a curated record. Lineage: Eukaryota; Metazoa; Arthropoda; Insecta; Lepidoptera; Crambidae. Gene Ontology annotation, biological process: carbohydrate metabolic process.